Vanessa tameamea is the source of this 5349-nucleotide messenger RNA. It is a transcript of the gene qin, whose product is annotated as qin. NCBI's taxonomy places the organism in Eukaryota, Metazoa, Arthropoda, Insecta, Lepidoptera, Nymphalidae. The transcript is spliced from 23 exons. The record is from RefSeq and is a predicted model, not a curated record. Gene Ontology annotation, molecular function: zinc ion binding. Bases 130 to 5229 code for a protein of 1699 amino acids.
AAACGUUUUUCAAUUGUUUUGAUUGAGUAAUUAUGAAAGUUAAUAUAUUGCCAAGAUAUAUAGUUUUUACUCUUUAGUUGAGGGUAGUUCUUCACGUCAACUUCGCCAUAGCAAUAAACAAAAGAUACGAUGGACGCAAAAAUAAGAAAAAUUUGUCCGAGUUGUAGUCAGUGCUAUUUUUUAAAAGCUUUGGAUUCAAAAACGAAAUCUAAUAUACCCUUAUUUCUAUCAUGUGGGCACACUCUAUGUGAAAACUGUGUUAGUAACAUAGUAAAAUUUGCAGAGCCUAUUGAAUGUAAAGUAUGCCACCAGGAUAUGCAAGUAGACACUAAUAAUUUGGCUCUAUUAAUGCAGAACAAGAUUUCUUUGUAUAGCAUAUUUCCUGUCAAUGUAUUUUUGGUUGGAGAGCUAACCAUGCAAACUAUUGAGGACACAAAAGAACAAAAAGCCAAAAUUGAUGAAUGUUACAUAGAUAUGAAAGGUAUUCUACAAAAUAACACUUCCAAACAAGGAGAAUGUGUGGAAUGUCACUCUUCUACAUUUAAAAUGUGUGAACAGUGUGGAAUCAUAGUUUGUAAUAAUUGCUUCAAUAAAAGUCACAAGAACUUUGUUAUUUUCAAAAAUCAUGUGCUUUGUAACAUAGGAGCAAAUAUACAGAAAAAGAAUUGUAAAUUACAUCAGGAGAAACAACUGGACUAUUACUGUAAGAAUUGUUCAAAAUCUAUUUGUAUGGACUGUUUCAUGGUGGGUGGUGAAAAGUCAUGUAAAAACCAUGACGUUGAAGCAAUACAAGAAGUGAAUGAACAGUUUCUGACCGAGUUAACUAAUAUUGGUCCAAAAGUGGAUGAAGUAUUUAAAAGACUAAGUAAAACUGCUGUUGACAUUGGACAUUUACUGACAAAAAUAGAUGAUGAAAGUAAUUCUAAUAAAUACACAACAUUGAUCAAUAAUAUUGAGCAACAUUUCUCUAAACUCAGUUCAAUUAUACAAAACAAAAAACAUGAAAUUACAAGUAAAGUGCUACAGUUGAAAUUGAAUGAGAAAGAUUCAUUGAAAAAGGCGAAACAAGACAUCUCUGAUGCACUUAAGAAAGCAAAUAGUACAUUAAAUGCUAUAAAUUCUUUGAAUCCUAAUAAAUUGAAAGAGAUAAACAUGCCUGCUAUCUUAGAAGAUGCUAAACAGAUUACCAAAAUACCAUGGUAUUUACACAGAGAUGAAUCCGAAAUAAAUUUAAAUUUAACUGUCAAUGAAGACAUAUUUAUAUCAAUAGACAACUUCAUACAAUUAGAAGGAAACGAGGCAUCAAAAUAUAAACUUGUCACAACUGAAGAGUUAAGCGAGAAUAAUGAAGAAAUACCAGAAGCUCCAACGUUUUUAGUCUAUCCACCAGAGAUUACUAGAGAUGUAAGACAACUGUCCAAUCAAACAGAACCUAAGAUUGAAAAAGAUAACUCGAAAACAGCAACAUUUCUCGCAAAAGUACCAAAGUACCGCAGCAAAAGUGGUUCCUGUACCUCCUUGAAUUCAAUGAAAAGUGACUCCUCGAACAAGAGCUACCAGUCCUAUGAACAAAAGUUAAAAGGAGAAUCAGCUAUUGCAUUUCCUGACAGUCAACUCAUGCAACCAUUUUUCGAAGGCUCGCAGGAGCUGAUCUACGUGUCGCACAUCGUGGACCCGCACAAGCUGUUCGUGCAGCGCGCCGGCCUGCAGGCCCGCGUGGAGGAGCUGCUGCGCGAGUUCCGCAACGCCGUGUCGCUGCCGCGGCCCUCGCUCGCGCACGUCGCCGAAGGCAAAAUUUAUCUAGUUUUCAAUAAAGCAGAUAACUUGUGGCAAAGAUGUCGGGUAAUGAGCGUCGACAGGCGGGACGUUAACAAACCCAUCUUACAUGUAUUCUGCAUCGAUUUCGGUAGCACUGAAGUCGUCUCAAUUGACAAGUUACGUCUAAUACCACCCGCCCGAGUGGCGUUUCCUCCACCGUUCGCUAUCUGUUGCUCGCUCGCUAAUUGUGAGCCUAUCAACGGGGCUUGGACCAGCGAUGACUCAUUCUUCAUACAGAACAUUAUUGACAACAAGCAGGCGGUGCUGCACGUGCGGCGCGUGCGCGCGGCGGAGGGCGGCGCGCCGUGCCUGGACGUGGACGUGAGUACGCUCGAGCACGGCGAGAGUCUGGCGCACGCACUUGCCUUCCACGGUCGCGCCCGCCUGCCCGAGAAGCUGCCCUACCCCAAGAUGAUGGGAAUUUCCGAAAAACCGAAAUUAUUUAUAAAUAACAAAGAUUUCCAAAAGAAUGCUGUUGAAGAAGUUUACAUAACACACGUAGUAAGUCCGGAUAAUUUCUAUGUCAGGAAGCGACACCUACAAAACGUUUUCGAAAAGUUGUGUGAAGAUUUAGAACAAGAGUAUAGUUUGAGCGUGAACAGUGGUAGUAUUUACUUACCUGAAAAAGACAUGGUGUGCGUGGCGCACGUGGAGCAGCGCGGCGUGCGCGGCGGCGCGUGGGCGCGCGCGCUGGUGCGCGAGCUGCCGGGCCGCAUGCACGUGCGCGUGCUGCUGCCCGACGUGGGCGCCACGGUGCUGCUGCACUGGACCGCCCUGCGCCGCAUCUUGCCCAAGUUCACCGUGCUGCGUGCGCUCGCCACCGAAUGUCAUCUGGCCGGAGUGACGCCCCUCAAUAAGAAGUGGAGCCCGGCCUCGGUGGCGCUGCUGCAAAAAUUCGAGGAGCGACUCUUAGAACUACACGUAGAGGAAAGCCGCAACAGAAAUUCGCUUGGAGUCACGCUAUAUGAUAAAUGUGAUGAAGAAAAUAUAAUAUGCAUUAACACCCAGAUGAUUAAAAAUAAAUUUGCUGUCACUUUUGGAUUAUAUAUGUUUAACAAAAACACAGAAAUUGAUGAGUUAGUCUUUACGAACAAAUGCCCACUAGAUGAGCCAAAACCUAAACCUAAAUUUGUUAAAAUUGAUACCGAUACGACAUUAAAAAUACAACCGAUUAAACCAAAUGAGGAGGACCUCGACGCGAAAGACAAGGGGCCAUUAAGAUUGGAAGUAAAAAUAUUAAAUUAUCAAUCACCUUCGCUUAUUUAUGUGUCGCUCGUCCAUCAGCAGAAAAUAUUCACGGAGUUGUUUGAUGACAUACAAAAAUACUACGCUAAAACGAAAACUCAAGAAAUAAGAGAUUGGAAGAUUGAAGACAGGUGUUGCACAAUAUGCAGCCAGUCGCAAACCUGGCGUCGGGCAGCCAUCUUGGAAAUAAAUGAUGCGAACGCGAAAGUGUUUUACUCGGACUUCGCCUGCGUUGAAACUGUUCCAGUCUCUAGUUUAAGAGAAAUGCCUCAAGAAUUUGCCUCAAUUGGUGACGCUGCCGUUAUGUGCCAUCUAAGUGGAGUAGUUCCCGCUGUCGGAGAGGAGUGGCCUUCUCUCACAAAAGAAUAUUUAAAAGAAUUGCUUGAUGCGUACAAAAGAGUUUUCAUCACUAAACUCGGAAAAUUUAAAGGCAAAAGUAUGCCAGUAGAAUUAUGGGUCUACCAUACGAUUCAGGGUGGUGCACUCGAGGCUAAUACCUCUGAGUGGAGAUGUCUAAACAAAAAAAUCAUUGACCAAGGCUUGGGAAUACCAGAUAAGAGUCAAGAGCUAAGUGGCAGCGAUAACACUUCCUUAAAUACUACAGAAGACGUGCUGUCUUUUCUUAAUAUUACUGGGUCUGUGCGUGAUUGGAUUCAAAUAGAACCAAUGCCUUUAAAACCCCUUAAAAUUAAUACUGAGUCAGACAGUAACUCAUCUACUCCAAUCGACAAUGAUGCACUAAAGAUAGAAACGGAUAACAACAAUUCAAACACUGUUUUUAUAUCAGACUGGCUACCUCCCGAACCUUUACCCAGUAAUGAAAUCACAGCUAUGCCAACAUACAUUGACAACGAUGGCAUCAUCUACUUACAUGAUAUCUCACAGCAAGAUACCUUGGAUUUGAUAAGAAAAGCACUUGAUGUUCGUUUCAAAAAUCCAGAUCCCAAGGCGAAAUAUGUUAAAUGGACCGUUGGCGAGCCAUGUAUCGCUCUUUUCUUUUUAGAUAAUCGUUUUUACAGAGGCAGAGUUUUAGAAGUAAACGAAGAAGCUUCUAGCUGUCUAAUACAUUACGUUGACUAUGGCAACGAAGAAGUCUGUAGUUUUAAAAAUCUAAGAAAAAGUAUAGUUUUAUAUCAAAUUCCCAUACAAGCACACAAAUGUGUCCUAAAUCGUAUUCGCCCUGCUGGAAAACGAUGGGAUAGACAAUCUUUAGAUUAUAUACACAAAUCAAUAGUCGAGAAACAGUGCUAUGUGAAAGUCAGUGGGGAACCUAUUGGUGACCUUAUUCCUAUAGAACUAAAAUAUGACAAACUUUGGAUAAAUGAUCAUCUAGUCGACUUCGAAAUGGCGGUCUACAAGGAUGGUUCUAAAGCGGUUGUUCGUAAGUUUGCGCCACAAUUGAAAGAAAAUAAAAAGUUAGAAAUAAGUAUUGAAACUGAUUCCGGGCCUGAUUACAUUGUUGAGUACGACGAUGUAGAAAAUGAGUCCACCGAUUCGCAAACUUCUGCUAAACUAAAUUCCUUAGAAGGCAAAGAUUGGAAUAGUAUUAUGGCCGAAGAUGAUAAAAAAUCUAUUAAUGGAAAUUUUAUGUCGUAUUCACCGUACACCCAGACCGAGUUUACAUGUAAUAUUACAGUUCUUAAUGAAAUAAACAAGUUAGAAUUAGGCGUAAUUCAUGACGACGAAACUACCAAAGCUUACGAUGAAAUGUUUGAAGAAUUGCAAAAUGAAGGUUGUAAAAUGACUGCACUAAACGGUAUUUUCGAAAAUAAAGCUUGCUUAGCUUUAUUUCCUGAAGAUGGUCAAUGGUAUAGAGCAAUAAUUUUGCAAUAUAGCGAAGCUAAGAAUCGUAUAAAAGUCAAAUAUGUUGAUUAUGGUAACAUAGAAAUUAUUUCUUUAGCAGAUGUAAGAGAAAUUAGCAAAAAAUACACGAGAUUGCCACCUGUAACAAUAACUGCUUCAUUACAUGGUGUAAAAAUUAAUCCUGAUUUUGAAAAUAAAAUAUUGUUUGAAAAAUUUAUUGAUACAUUUCUGGAAAAAGGACCAUUUGAAGCGAAAUUGAUUGACACGACUAACGUCAUACCGACUGUUGAAUUAAGAAACGAUAAUGGACAAUUAGUUUACGAAAAACUCAUUCAAGAAAAUGUGUUUUUAAAAUUCGAAUAGAUUAUUUUUUCUUUUAAUGAUAAACCUUGAAUCCUACAUCAUAAUGAUACUAAGGUAUAACUUAGUUUUAUUUUUCAUAUUGUUAAGUACUGACUGUAAAUUAAAGUUAUUCAAAAAAUA